This is a messenger RNA of Monodelphis domestica (gray short-tailed opossum), 1044 nucleotides long. RefSeq names its product olfactory receptor 8U3-like. NCBI's taxonomy places the organism in Eukaryota, Metazoa, Chordata, Mammalia, Didelphimorphia, Didelphidae. Gene Ontology annotation, cellular component: membrane. Gene Ontology annotation, biological process: G protein-coupled receptor signaling pathway. The record is from RefSeq and is a predicted model, not a curated record. Gene Ontology annotation, molecular function: G protein-coupled receptor activity; olfactory receptor activity.
AUGGCUAGAGGCAACCAUUCUGAAGUCACUGAAUUCAUUCUCUUGGGACUCACCACCCAUCCAGAGCUAAAGGUUGUCUUCUUCUUCAUUUUUCUCAUCAUAUAUUCUGUCAGUGUUGUGGGAAAUCUUGGUCUGAUCCUACUUAUCCAGGUCAGUUCACACCUUCACACACCCAUGUACUUCUUCCUUAGUCACUUGGCAUUUGUGGAUUUUUGUCUUACUUCUGCCAUUACCCCCAACAUGCUGGUUAACUUUGUGCAAAAAAUCAAUGUUAUUUCUUUCUAUGCAUGUGCCAUCCAGGUGUAUUGUUUCAUUUCAUUUGUAACUUCAGAGAUGUUUCUCUUGGCUGUGAUGGCCUAUGAUCGCUAUGUAGCCAUAGGUAAUCCCUUGCUCUACACUGUUGCAAUGUCAGGCAAACUCUGUUGGCAACUUGUCAUAGUUCCCUAUGUAUACUGCUUCUCUGUAGCAGUUUUCCAAACUAUCAUCACAUUCCAGUUUUCAUACUGUGCCUCUAAUGUUAUUAACCACUUCUACUGUGAUGACGUUCCACUCUUGGCCCUCUCUUGCUCAGAUACUCAUGUUAAAGAAAUCUUGAUAUUUGCCUUUGCUGGAUUUGAUAUGAUCUGCUCUUUGUUAAUUGUCAUCAUCUCCUAUGUCUUCAUCAUUGCUGCCAUCUUGCGAAUUCGCUCAACAAAAGGUAGACUGAAGGCUUUCUCCACCUGUAGUUCCCACAUGAUGGCUGUCACCAUUUUUUAUGGCACUCUCAUCUUUAUGUACUUGCAGCCACGAUCUAACCACUCUCUGGACACAGAUAAAAUGACAUCAGUGCUUUAUACCACAUUGAUUCCCAUGUUGAACCCCCUAAUUUACAGCUUGCGGAACAAGGAGGUAAAAGAGGCUGUCAGGAAAAUCCUGGGAAAUAUACCUAUAUCUAUAGCCACUUCAAAUUUGGUUCUCCAAAGAGGCAAAGGAGCAAAAUGGUUUUUGAGUAAGAGGCCUCCUGCUGUGCAGGCCAUCAGUUGGGGACAGUUAGAAGGGUAUUGA